AUGGGGGCUUCGCAAUCUAUGGAACAGUACCUGGACCGCCCCAGCACCGAGACAGGGCUCCGGAGACGCGAGAUGAAGGCACUCAUCGCCUGCUGGGCCGUCAUCGAGCAGGACCUGCGCGACCAGAGCAUCAAGCUGUUCGUCAGGCUGAUGCGGAAGCACCCCGAGUACCGGCGCUAUUUCCGCACGCUGGCGUCCAGCAGCCCGCGCGUGCUGUCCAGCAUCGCGGCCGACGCUCGCGUGCAGACACACUUCCGCAACAUCCUCACGUCUGUCGGCUCGCUCGUCUACACCAGCGUGAACAAGCCCGACAACCUGGUGCCCAAGUACGACUUCCUCGCGCUCGUCCACCGCCACAUCGGCCUCGGCCUGCAGGACUUCUUCAACUUCCGUGACGAACUGAUCGACUACUUCAAGUCCGAGUUCCCGUCCCAGAUGACGCCGCUGUGUGUCGGCGCCUGGCACACGCUGCUCACCCGGGCGUUCACCGAGAUCUGCCUGCGCAUCGACGAAUACCACCGCACUGCUCCGCGCGAGGGCACCCACAAGCGGCAGGCAGAGGAGGACGCCCAAGAUGGCGAAUCCGCCGUCUCCUGCAAGAGGGGUGAAAAUUACAGUCUGGGCUUCUACAAUGUCUAG
Molecule: messenger RNA, 639 nt
Organism: Schistocerca americana (American grasshopper)
Lineage: Eukaryota; Metazoa; Arthropoda; Insecta; Orthoptera; Acrididae
Product: hemoglobin subunit beta-like
Exons: 4
Coding region: 1-639 (212 amino acids)
Molecular function (GO): heme binding; oxygen binding
Source: RefSeq, a predicted model, not a curated record